AUGGCUGGAAAAUUGCUUUUAUCUCUUAUUUCUCUAUCUCUGCUCCAGGGAGCAUUUGCUUCCCCUACCCGACUUGAGGCCAGAGUGAGUGGCACUUUAGAUUCUUGGAUUGCCGAGGAGAGUCCAUUUGCUCUGAAGGGAAUCCUCGCGAAUACUGGCUCGUCCGGGUCUCAGGCUGCUGGUGCAUCGUCUGGCAUCGUGGUUGCAAGCCCGAGCAAAAGCAACCCUGACUAUUUCUAUACCUGGACUCGCGAUGCUGCUCUAACAAUGAAGCAACUCAUUGAACAGUUCAUUGCAGGAGACACAUCCUUGCAGAGCAUAAUUGAAGACUAUAUUAGUUCUCAGGCACAUAUCCAGACCGUGUCCAACCCAUCUGGAGAUCUGUCUACAGGUGGUCUCGGGGAACCCAAAUUCUAUGCGAACACGACCGCUUUUACCGGAGCUUGGGGCCGUCCGCAACGAGAUGGGCCUGCGCUUCGAGCUACAACUUUGAUUGCGUAUGGCCAAUGGCUAGUGGAUAAUGGAUACACCUCCUUAGCACUGAGCAAUGUUUGGCCGAUUGUUCAAAAUGACCUUGCCUAUGUCACGCAGUACUGGAACCAGACAGGUUUUGAUCUUUGGGAAGAAGUCAACGGCUCGUCAUUCUUCACAAUUGCGGCUCAGCACCGUGCUCUAGUCGAAGGGGCUAAUUUUGCAAAGUCUGUGGGCAAAUCUUGCGCUGACUGCAUCUCUCAAGCUCCACAAGUGCUUUGUUAUUUACAAUCUUUCUGGACCGGAAGUUACAUCCUAGCAAACUUCGACAGCAGUCGUUCCGGUAAGGAUGCUAACAGUUUGUUGGGUUCUAUCCACACAUUUGAUCCCGAAGCAGCUUGCGAUGACAGUACUUUCCAGCCGUGUUCAUCCAGAGCUCUGGCGAAUCAUAAAGUUGUUACCGAUUCAUUCAGAUCAGUUUAUGAUAUCAACAGUGAUAUCGACGCAGGAAAAGCUGUAGCUGUAGGUCGAUACCCCGAAGAUUCCUACAUGGGUGGUAAUCCCUGGUGGCUAUGCACAUUUGCUGCUGCGGAGAUACUCUAUGACGCUUUGUACCAGUGGAACAAGACCGGAACCAUCACUAUCGACAGCACGUCGCUGGACUUCUUCAAGGGUGUAUACUCCUCUGCUGCAAUUGGUAACUAUUCUUCAUCAUCGACAGCCUAUUCGAGCAUCAUUUCCGCUGUAAAGACUUAUGCCGAUGGAUACUUGAGCAUUGCACAAAAUUAUGCUCCUUCAAACUUGACCUUGUCUGAGCAAUUCGACAAAAGCACUGGCGCGUCGAUCUCUGCUGCAAACCUUACUUGGUCUUAUGCAGCAUUCUUGUCUGUUGUUAACCGCCGCAACGCAGUGGUACCAGCAGCUUGGGGUGAAACCUCUGCCAGCAGCGUACCUGCGACCUGUGCCCCGACUUCAGUUACUGGUACUUACAUUACCCCAACGGCUACUAACUGGCCUACCACUCUUAGUGGUUCUUCUUCUGCUGUGGCAACUACUACUGCUUUAACCAGAAAAUCAAAAGGUAAGGCCAGCCGUCCUAGUACCCCUGCCAGCACUGCUUUUAAGUCAUCAGUCAAAAAAACCCUUGGAACCAGCAUAUCAUAUCCCAUCGCAACAAAAGUCGCCAUCAAUUCCGCGUGA
Talaromyces stipitatus ATCC 10500 is the source of this 1671-nucleotide messenger RNA. Its product is annotated as glucoamylase precursor, putative. The transcript is spliced from 7 exons. The record is from RefSeq and is a predicted model, not a curated record. Bases 1 to 1671 code for a protein of 556 amino acids. Gene Ontology annotation, molecular function: glucan 1,4-alpha-glucosidase activity; starch binding. Gene Ontology annotation, biological process: polysaccharide catabolic process. NCBI's taxonomy places the organism in Eukaryota, Fungi, Ascomycota, Eurotiomycetes, Eurotiales, Trichocomaceae. Gene Ontology annotation, cellular component: fungal-type vacuole.